Molecule: messenger RNA, 2071 nt
Organism: Alternaria rosae
Lineage: Eukaryota; Fungi; Ascomycota; Dothideomycetes; Pleosporales; Pleosporaceae
Exons: 2
Coding region: 420-1982 (520 amino acids)
Biological process (GO): Golgi to plasma membrane protein transport
Cellular component (GO): trans-Golgi network
Source: RefSeq, a predicted model, not a curated record
UGCACAUCUUCAUCCAUAUGUCCGUGUACAUUAUGUGUUCAUGUCUUGAUGACUGAGUCGAUGCAAUACAUUCUAAAUGACAUAUUACCAGCCUCAUCUCAUGCAAAACGUUGAAGCUCCUAGUCAAACAAACUACCUGCCUGCGCGCCUGCCCCGCCACCCCUCACUCACUGCGAUCUUGUUGCGGUUUGUACCUCAUUGAAUAGCACCUUGUCGCAUUACCGGAUAUCUUAUCGCAUUGUACUGGCUUCUUGAUCUUCAUUUUUGUGUUUGGGGCUGCAUCGAUAGACCCGGCGCGUUGUCCUCGUGGACGCAGCACGCGCCUAUGAGCUCCCUGCUAUCUACGAGCUAGGCAGCACAUCGAUUGACAGACACACUGCGUUCACUCACUCCACUCAUACACUUACCACAUACUCAUCAUGGAAGAUGGCAUCAUGCAGCUACAGCCUGGGCGCAGUGUAGGCUUCAUGACCCUCGGUUGCUCCCUACACGAGGUACUGACGACGAUCAAAGCCGAAGUCAAGGCUUUCCCACGCUUCCAGCUCUACCACGACGAGUUACGACCUAUCUCCUCACCCGUCCAAGUCGUCCUCCCUGACAACGGUCUGCGACUACAGUUCGAUGGACCCGACCAGCGCCUGCGCCUCAUCGAAGUGCUCGAUUUCGCAAAGGCCAAGUUGGUAUACAAGGACAUCGAUGUGUACAAGCCUGGCGAAGGAGGCUUCUCGGGCGGCGUAUCAGGCCCAAGGUUUCGCCAUGUCUACGACAAGCUGCUGGGACCGACCUAUGGUGGAGAGUACAUACCCCCGAAAUCCGAAGACCCAAAUGCAAGCGGCACAUACAACCUAUCGUAUCCGGGUAUAGCGUUCAACUUCCCGGUUCAACACUCCGCCUACUCUCCAAAGAAGGACUUCAUCUCGCUUUUGUCCUCGUCAGCUACUGGGUCUGCAACAUCCAUGGCGGUCUUCAACGGCGAGUCGUGGCAGAAAGCCCGUGGAACAUUGUUCACAGCAACACCGCCGAAUCCGAGGUCCUUGGCCCUAGGCAAAGCAAAAGAUGGCGGCCCAGACGAGAUCGAAACGGUCAAGGUACAUGGAGAGGGUAGGAUAGAGCUUGUCCGGCGCUCUAGUCCGCCCUUCUGGAUCAUUCUCAGCGAGACAACGCCUCAGGAUUUGAUCAUGGAGCUUGGCGCCCCAGACUCCAUUUAUCGCAAGAAUGAUCAUCGUCUAUCGAUACACAAAGAUCGGAGGACAAGCGACGCGUCGGAUCUUUCGCCUGGUGGGCUCACUCCAGACGAUGACUCAGACCACGGCUCAGUGGUUAGAAGCGAUGACGAAGAUGCUUGGGAAGAUGAUGACGAGGCCGCACUAGAGGCUCAAGAGCGAGAAGUCGCAGCGGCUGAGCACUUCUACAACUACUAUCACCAUGGCUUUGACAUUCUCAUCUCCCAACCUACACAGAUCUCCCCGCCUUCUCCUACCGCGGAAAGACGAGAGUCAGAACUACAUGUGCAUGGAGAGCUCAGCGCGCAACCACUAAACCACCUUACUGCAAUCAAGAUCAUAUUCCACGGUAACGUGCCUGGUUCAUACCAGUUCAAUCGGCACAGACGAAGCAGAUGGACGCUCGAGCACGUCCCAUCAGCCAUGUACCGCGAUCCCCUUAGCUCGGAAAUGGGCUUUGGAGACAUUUCAGGUCGGCUGAAGGAGGUCUUCAAGCCAUAUUACGACAAUGAAGAGCAGGAGAGAUUACAGCAACGCGGCAUGGCCCUGAAUAGAGGCUGGGGUGACAGUCCUGGUAGUAGCUGCGAGCUUCUUGGAGGAUGGGAAGAUAGUUCUGGGAAGAAGAGCAAGUUUGCGAAUGCGGGAAGUGUCUUGAUGGAGGGCGCUGCGGAUGUUGGAAACGUGGAGCUGUUUGGAUUUCCGGGUAUGGUGUUUGAGGUGCUGAAGAACGGAGCUGUGAGCUCGUUGACCGUGUACUGAUUCAACAUGUCGACCUUCAAUCUCGAGUCAUGAUUCCCGUCGCCAUCAGUCUUCAUACAUGAUAUAAAUUCAAACUAUUUAUCAUUAGA